Molecule: messenger RNA, 1350 nt
Organism: Aspergillus niger
Lineage: Eukaryota; Fungi; Ascomycota; Eurotiomycetes; Eurotiales; Aspergillaceae
Exons: 2
Coding region: 1-1350 (449 amino acids)
Source: RefSeq, a predicted model, not a curated record
AUGAAGACGACCAGAAAGAGCACCCCAAAGACCCGUACGGGAUGUACUACCUGCAACAUCCCGUUUAAAGUUCCUGGCGGUAGAUUUGAUCGCCAGCUCCUCCAUUUCUACUGUAUCGAAGCCGCAGCGAGUCUUUCGAGCUUUUCCGACGCGGACUUCUGGAAUCGACUCAUCUUGCAGAGAUGCCACCAUCAGCCAGUGAUUCGCAACGCACUUGUCACGCUCAGCGCUAUUUAUCGAGACUAUAAGUCCAAAGAGAACGCUGGGUUGGAGUCCGACCGUACAUCGCCGCAGCAUCUGCAACUAAUCGCCAGAUCUCACAAGCAGCUAAGGAUACAUCUCUGUUCACCCGACGCGUCAACUGAAGUUGCUUUGAUCUGCAGCAUGAUCUUUUACGCUUUUGAGGCUCUUCUAGGCAAUGCCGUACAGGCGAUCCGACAUCUCGAUCAGGGGCUGAUCCUGCUGGAACGUUGUCAGGCUACAGCGCCCGUGCACCGCGCCACGGAUGACAUUUUUCCGCGGUUAACAGCCUUGUUCGCUAGCCUGGACAUUCAGGCAAGCACAUACACUAAUAGCCGGCAGCCUAUAUUGUCACUUACUUCGCCAUUGGAAAGGUCUGGGCUUGUCCCGGUCAUCCCAGAAGGUUUCACCUCCGCAGAUGCACAAAUGUUACUCAUCAAGUUGCAGAACUGGAUGUUCCACCAUCUUGCCUCUUCCCACCCAUAUAAGAUUAAAGGCCUGCACCUUCUACCAGCAGAUAUCCUUAUCGAGCGACACCGGCUAUAUGACCAAUUGACGAAAUAUAUAGAAACUGUGAGCGCGUGUUCGACCUAUAGUUCUCGCCCAAGCACGGCAAAUUGUCUACUCCUUCGACUCCAAGCUCGGAUCUUCCGCACUAUCCUGGCCGAGGAUAUUUCAUCUCUGCAGGAUAAAGAUCGUGAGCCACUUCGAGAAUGUUUACAAGAUAUAUCGGUCAUUUUGGAAACUAUGUCCACGGUCUCCCCUGCACAGAAUAUUACUUCUGCGCAGAGAUCAUUCACAUUAAGUACCCAGCUUGUCGCAGCGCUCUACUAUAUCUGUAUGAAAAGCAAUCAUCCCAGCACAGUGGAGGCUGCCCUGUCAUUCCUGCGACACGAGAAGCUGCCGAGCCGCGAUGGGGUCUGGGACGCACGGACGGUAGAAGCUGUGGUGCAUGGCAUCCGACAUUCCAGCAAGCUGCCUGAAUGGCGAAUAGGCAAAGAUGAAGCUGCAGAAUAUCGCCUCGAGUAUGCCAAUGCGGAUGUUGUCAACGCAGCUAGUGAUGGGGGCGUGUAUGAGAUACGGGAAAUACUGCGACGUAAUGAGCAGUAG